Molecule: messenger RNA, 1081 nt
Organism: Sapajus apella (tufted capuchin)
Lineage: Eukaryota; Metazoa; Chordata; Mammalia; Primates; Cebidae
Gene: NKIRAS1
Product: NFKB inhibitor interacting Ras like 1
Exons: 5
Coding region: 261-851 (196 amino acids)
Biological process (GO): canonical NF-kappaB signal transduction
Molecular function (GO): GTP binding; GTPase activity
Source: RefSeq, a predicted model, not a curated record
GCCUGGGCGUCUCGAAGGGUCAGAGAGUUGGCUGCGAGCCUUCGGCCGGCAAGCGAGCGUCGGCUACGAUCCCGCAGCGAGAGGAGGCAAGUUGGGCUCCAGGCUCCAAAGCCGGUGGCCGCGGGUCGCGGUGGAGCCGCUGUCUUCGAGGUCACAGGAGAGAACAGUGAUAUCCUGAGAGAAGAUGGGAAAGGGCUGCAAGGUUGUGGUUUGUGGAUUGUUAUCUGUGGGGAAAACUGCAAUUUUGGAGCAGCUCCUUUAUGGAAACCAUACUAUCGAUUCUCCAGAUUCCUCUGGAUAGGAAUAAAGACCUGGCUGCCAGUGUUUUGGGAGCAGAAAGGGAGAGCCGGAGGACUUCAGCAUUCAGAAUGGAAGAUUGUGAAACAAUGGAAGAUGUGUACAUGGCUUCAGUAGAAACAGAUCGAGGAGUAAAAGAACAGUUACAUCUUUAUGACACCAGAGGUCUACAGGAAGGCGUGGAGCUGCCAAAACAUUAUUUUUCAUUUGCUGAUGGCUUUGUUCUUGUGUACAGUGUGAAUAACCUUGAAUCCUUUCAAAGGGUGGAGCUUCUGAAGAAAGAAAUCGAUAAGUUCAAAGACAAAAAAGAGGUAGCAAUUGUUGUAUUAGGAAACAAAAUCGACCUGUCUGAGCAGAGACAAGUGGACGCUGAAGUGGCACAGCAGUGGGCAAAAAGUGAGAAAGUGAGACUGUGGGAGGUGACUGUUACCGAUCGGAAAACUCUGAUUGAACCAUUCACUUUAUUAGCAAGUAAACUUUCCCAACCCCAGAGCAAAUCAAGUUUUCCUUUGCCUGGGAGGAAAAACAAAGGGAACUCUAGCUCUGAGAACUAAAAAUCAGUAAUUCUACAAUUGUGUGUUGAAUAGUGAUUGCCUUUAAGUGUCUGUGAACGUGGAGUAAUAUUACCAUUUAAAACAGGCCAUUUGUAUCUACCUUUGGUCCUUAGGAAGAUUCCUAAGGAAGUCAUUUAAUGCACUUUAGAUGUUAUAAUUAAUUACUUGGGCUAAGUUUAUUAUUGCCUGAUAUGAAAGAAUAUAUUCUUACUCUCAUUGUUUGAAACCUG